GGAAACAAGCAGUUCUGUAUCAGUUCGAUGAUCAGAAGAUCAGCUUCCUGCGAUGGAACCAGUGAAGAAAAAGCUGGAGGCGUUUUCCCUGGAGGCUCAUGAUCUUUACCUGAACCGAUCAAUCCCGUACCUGGAUGGACCCCCCGAGCCACUGCAGUUCUACAGGGACUGGGUUGGGCCGAACCAGCCCUGCAUCAUCCGCAAAUCCUUCAGCCACUGGCCAGCUCUGUCCAGGUGGACGCCAGACUACCUGAGGGAGAAGAUCGGCUCAAAGGUCAUUAGCGUGGCAGUGACUCCCAAUGGCUACGCCGAUGCUGUCGCAGGAGAUCGUUUUGUGAUGCCCGACGAACAUCAGAUGAGCUUUUCCUCUGUCCUCGACAUCAUUGAAGGGAAGGUCCAGGACUCCGGGGUCUUCUACGUCCAGAAACAGUGUUCCAACCUGCUGCUGGAGCUGCCGGAGCUCAUGGAUGACAUGGAGCCUCACAUUCCCUGGAUGAGCUCAGCACUAGGAAAGUUACCAGAUGCAGUAAACUUUUGGCUUGGAGAAGAAAGCGCCGUCACGUCCAUGCACAAAGAUCACUACGAGAAUCUGUAUUGUGUCGUUUCUGGAGAGAAACGCUUCAUCCUGCUGCCGCCGACUGACCGGCCCUUCAUCCCCUACGGUGUUUACCAGCCAGCUGUGUACCGAAGGCAGGACGGUGGUGAGUUUGAGAUUGUCGAUCAGACGGACUCAGAUAAGGUCCCCUGGAUCCCUCUGGACCCUCUGGACCCGGACCUGGAGCGGUACCCCGACUACCGACAGGCUCACCCACUCUGCUGCAGCGUGAAGGCCGGGGAGAUGCUGUACCUGCCGUCCCUGUGGUUCCACCAUGUCCAACAGUCGCACGGCUGCAUCGCAGUGAAUUUCUGGUACGACAUGGAGUAUGACAUCAAGUACAACUACUUCAAGCUGCUGGAGUCGCUGUGUGAUGUCACAGCGACAGUUUGAGUGCCAUCAACUUGGAAAUGCAUGCAGAUUUGUUGACUGAAGGAACUUGGUUCAGCCAUUAAAGCAUCUACACUCGGCGCCCCCUGCUGCAUGGACACAGCGUCUACAGACUCACUCAUCCUAUGACCUGAAUAAUUGAGCUGUGAUGACGUGACUGACAACUUAAAUGUUUGUAACUAAGGAUACUGGAGCAUGACAUUGACAUCAUUGUGUCCUGAAGCUGGUUUCAUGAGCUUGUUUCUAUAAGAAAACAUGGAGAGCAAAGUAACUCCAGGAUUUUGUACCUCAGACCAAACCUUGUCAGAGGAACGGCAGCCGUCUGUGAGUGUGUUUGAGGGGUGAGAGCAGGUCCGCUUCCUGGAGUGGACCUGGAGUUUUUAAAAAGGUUUAAAAAAAGUUUGAGUACAGUAAACGUUUUAAAUGAAUGUCUGAGGGUGUCGUUCAAAAAUGGAAUAAGGUCCUUUCCAAGGUCGGUUACAGUCAGACUGCAUGUUUCCAGUCCUUCGCGUCUCUGAGAUCCAGAAGCACAGAAACAUAAAAGGCUUUGAAUCUUCAGAAUAUUCACUUCCUUCUUUUAACUUUUUUAUCAUUGGUCAAA
Molecule: messenger RNA, 1586 nt
Organism: Cololabis saira (Pacific saury)
Lineage: Eukaryota; Metazoa; Chordata; Actinopteri; Beloniformes; Belonidae
Gene: jmjd7
Product: jumonji domain containing 7
Exons: 9
Coding region: 53-988 (311 amino acids)
Molecular function (GO): 2-oxoglutarate-dependent dioxygenase activity
Source: RefSeq, a predicted model, not a curated record